UGUUAAUCAAAUUUCGUGGGAUCGAUUAAAACGGAUUACGAUGUUUCACGAAUCAGUUGCGGCAUGAAGCGACUCGCUUCAUCGUUCAGUCACCCUUCCAUCAUCGUGGCCAUAACCAAACAUCUCGAUUUACCAACAUAGCUAAUUAAAAUCGGGGGAAUGAUCGAGUCGAUCCCAACAAAUUACAGCAAUGUCCCAGGUGUGUCCAUCAUCGUCGCACCAGCUAGUCGCAGCCUCCAUUGCUUUCCAACGCGCGCGUCGCAGGUUUCCCAAGAAUUAUGGACUUUGCGGUAACUUCGAGAACAAGGCCGAGAGCGUGACAGAGAACGAGGAGCCGCAGGAGUCGGAGAACGUUCAGUUCUCUUCGAGAAAAUGCUCAAGACCAGGCCUUAGUAAAACAGUCUGGAGCGACGAGUACGGCGAAAGUGGCUCGAUCAAGGAAAACUUACUUCAGAAACCAAUAAUCUGCAGUUGCUGUCGUAAACGCAACGGGGCCGCGAAAGCUAACGAACCGGCGAACGCUUCAAAGACAACGGACCAGUGCAGCGCGGGGGACGCGCUUGACAUCGUUCCAAGCAAAGAGUACAAUGAGAUAUCAAAGAAAGGCGAUCCGUCCAAAUCGGAACAACUGGACAACUCCGACGUAAAAACGAUGAAAAGUUUCAUAACGGAGUCCAGAAAUUCUGGCCGCUGCCGCACUUCGUAUUCCCAUUCACGAAGACGAAGCCCGAAAGAAACUUCGGCCAAAUUGGAUUCCGUUAAUCUUCUAUACGACGAAGGCUACGAUCGAGUAGAUAACGUUAAAGGCGGCGGCUCGCCGGAGAAACGGAGGUGCAACAUGGAGGAGCAGCGCUGUUGCGGGGGUGCCGGUUGCAGGUCGGAUCCCAGGAACUCCAAGUCGAACCUGUUCGGAUCGUGGAAGGAGAGCUCGCACGACAACAUCCAUCGGCGCUGCGAUCCGCAAUGCGCGAAGCACUCGAACGUUGACUUGUCCCGGCCACGUCGAGACUUUUGCUGUUCUCAGAGUCGCGGUCGGUGCUGCCAUAAUCACAACCGUUGUCAUCACUGCGAACGAGAAGAUUGCCACAGUUGCUCGGUGAAAGAAAAGCCUCGUCUCUUCUCGGACACCUGUCUCUGCUCGUCGAGCUGCGCCGGCCAUGGAAAAUGCUGCAACAGAAGCCAGGCUGCCGCGAACGAGUCGAUCCGACGUCGCGAUCUUCGUCCGAAGGAGAAGAUAUCGACGGUGCAGGAGCAGAACGACGAGGAAUACGAGGAUUGCGUGGCAAAGAUCGACCACAAGGACUCGUUGUGCAUCCUGGUGGAGAAGUACAAGGCCAGCAGGAAGUGCAAACACAGAAAGUACGGGGGCGAGAACGAUUUGCCGGACGAUCGGGUUAAGGACGACUGCAACAAAUCGUUCACCUCCGAGGCUAGCCAAAUGGAUGAGAACGCGAGCCUGAGAAACAGGGAGAGAUGCUGGGCCAGCGACGGGCAUCGGUUCCAGGAGAAUUUCAGACCGUCCGGGAAACCGUGCAGAACCGGCUGCGUGCAGAUUUUCCGGGAGGGGGACUCCGGCCAGAUCAAAAAUCUGAAGUCGCGUUUAGUCAAAACCGGAACGUGCUGCUCGGCCAAGGGCACGCCGUGGAGACACACAUUUUAGGUCUGACUAAAUUCGAAGUCGCCUUGCUUGUCGUAUUCCUAGGACAGUUUCUCGUCUACGUCGUAUUUUUCUAUACAAAAAUCAACUGCGACAGUUCGUGUUCGGUUUAAUGAACGUCGACGAACACGGAUUCGUUCGAUCAAAUGUUUUCGUAUCUCCGAGGAAAAUACAAGUUGUCUUACGCGAACGCUGUUCGAGUUCGCUUUUCUAGUUCGAACUAUUCGCGCGUAUACACGUAAUUUCUUGAGUAUGCUUUCGUUUUUAUAGCAUUGUGCACGAUAGAGAUCGUUGUUGUUUAAUAAAUUGUUCACUUGUUACCACGGUCCAUGGUUCAGAUUUAGCCGAUCCAGCUCUCAUUUUCCGUUUCCGUGCUUCUCGAGAAAAAGAGAAAGAAACAAGGAUUUGCUUCUGCCGCGAAGGAUCCCGGACCCCGGCGUUUCGGGCAGCGCAUUUUUAAAAGUAUAUUACCCUAAUAAAGUUAAUCAAGCUAUUUUGGUAAUAUAUCGCUUUAAUAAAGUUAAUAACCGAGGA
Megalopta genalis is the source of this 2191-nucleotide messenger RNA. RefSeq lists its product as uncharacterized. NCBI's taxonomy places the organism in Eukaryota, Metazoa, Arthropoda, Insecta, Hymenoptera, Halictidae. The record is from RefSeq and is a predicted model, not a curated record.